AUGUUUCCUCCACUCUCUCUCUCUCUCUCUCUCUCUCUCUCUCUCUCUCUCUCUCUCUCUCUCUCUCUCUCUCUCUCUCAACUUUUUGCUGUCGAUAACUGCGUGGAAGAUUGGAGAAUUGCAAUAUCAUGGCGCCGAGGAAUGCAGUUAUUAUUAGAGAUUGUUGUCUGUGCCAUCCAUCCUAUUCCAGGAGACUUCUAUUUCAUGUGGUCAACAUCGUUAAAUAAACAGAAAUCUGUACAAGUACCUGUGGACAUCAUUCUCUCAUUACCAAUGUUUCUCCGGCUUUAUCUGAUUUGCCGGGUGAUGCUUUUACACAGUAGACUCUUUACAGAUGCCUCUUCUCGGAGUAUAGGUGCCCUAAAUCGGAUCAACUUUGACACACGCUUUGUCAUGAAGACACUCAUGACAAUCUGUCCAGGAACUGUUUUGCUUGUCUUCAUGUUGUCAUUAUGGAUAAUUGCCAGUUGGACAUUACGUGCAUGCGAAAGCUACCAUGACACAAAACAUGCAAAUAUUCUCAAUUCCUUGUGGAUGAUUUCUAUUACAUUCCUUUCUAUUGGUUAUGGAGACAUUGUACCAAACACAUAUUGUGGAAGAGGAAUAGCCAUUUUAACAGGAGUCAUGGGGGCCGGCUGCACUGCGCUGGUUGUUGCUGUCAUAGCACGAAAAUUAGAAUUAAGUAGGGCAGAAAAGCAUGUACACAACUUCAUGAUGGACACACAACUCACAAAACGGCUUAAAAACGCAGCAGCUAAUGUAUUAAGAGAGACAUGGCUUAUCUAUAAGUAUACAAAACUUGUCAAAAAGGUGAAUGCCAGCAGAGUACGAAGCCAUCAAAGAAAAUUCUUACAAGCCAUCCACAGCUUACGAAGAGUAAAAAUGGACCAGAGGAAAUUAAAUGAAAAUCAAAACACAUUGGUGGAUAUGGCAAAGACACAAGUCCAAAUUCAGGAAUUAGUGUCUGAUAUGCAUAGCAACCAAAGCUCACUAGAGAAGAGGGUUACAAAAUUAGAAGAGAAACUCACCUCCCUCCAGGACCAAAUUGAGGUGUUACCAUCCCUGAUUGUAUCAAAAUUAGCAAAUCCGCAGUCAGAAACUCACGUUCAGUUCUCGCAUCCAGAUUACAUGAGUUGUCGCAAAUAUUCCCCACCUCGGCGCAAAAAAUUGUUGUCACCUCAAAAAAAUAGUGGUCAUACGCAGAUAUGA
This is a messenger RNA of Acanthosepion pharaonis, 1209 nucleotides long. NCBI's taxonomy places the organism in Eukaryota, Metazoa, Mollusca, Cephalopoda, Sepiida, Sepiidae. The record is from the annotation of a GenBank genome assembly.